Messenger RNA from Paramecium tetraurelia, 396 nucleotides. RefSeq lists its product as uncharacterized. The transcript has a single exon. The record is from RefSeq and is a predicted model, not a curated record. Lineage: Eukaryota; Ciliophora; Oligohymenophorea; Peniculida; Parameciidae.
AUGUUUUCAAGAAUCUCUAUUGUCUAUUGUCUAAAAAUUUUGAAAGAUUCGUACUUAGUAAAAUACUUGGUUUAAUAAAAAUAAUAAUCAAUUGCUAUGAACAACACAUUGGGUAUAAUGAAUAACAGGUUUCAUAAGAAGGCAAUAUAAAGUCGAAAGAGAAAUACAUCAGUAGAUACAAAUACAAUCAUUCAAAUAUAAAAAGGAAACAAAAAAAAUGAGUACUAUGAAAGGUGGCUAACUAAUUAAAAGAAACCCCAAUCAAGGUUGGAUUCUGAAUCAAAUCUAGAUAAUCAAACACCCCAAACACCUAAGGCAUAGAUUCCAAUACAAUUUGAACCUAAAUUAAUUAGGGACGUAGUCUAGAAAUUCUAUCCUGAUAAAUAUUAAAUUUGA